AUGGAAGGACAAUCUCCGCUGUCGCUGGCCCUUCAGCACCUCGCUGCGAUGCAGGAGAGCACCACCACGCUGCAGCAGCAGCAGUCCCAGCUCCUCGCGGACAUUGCGGCGUCACAGCGGGACGAUCGUGCUCUCCUGCGGGAGCUGCUGCAACGCCCGGCUGCCCACGGCGCCGACCCGGAGCCCGGUCGAGGACGGUCUCCGCCCGUCGCCCUGCAGCGGAUGACCGCGGAAGAUUGUGGACCAGGGCAGGUGUGCUGGCGGUGUGGGCAGCCCGGCCACAUCAGAGCGGAGUGCCCGCUCAUGGAAGUGGGGCAAGUGGUUCGGGUUGCCGGGCCGCCGGCCCCCUUCCCCCAGUUCGGAAGGAACGUACCGUAUACCGUGGUGAGGCGGAGGUGCCGCAUCCCGACGCUGCUGGGGGGGGGGGCACAGAUGGCACCCAUGGAAGAUUUUCCCCUAGCACAGUCUCGGGAUGAGACCCUCCGCCACGCCUUUGACCAAGUGAUGGAAAUUGAUGGUUGUCCGGUUCACCCUAACACAGCACUCUCUCACCCCUACUUUGUUGUCGUUAAAGACCGUUUAUACAGACUCCAAAUUACUCGCCAAUGGCAAGGGCCCUUUGUGGUCACACGGCGAGUGGGGGAUGUUGACUAUGAGGUUGUGCGUUCUGACAGGGGUGGAGCAACACAGAUUUACCACCUUAACCUCCUCAAAGCCUGGAGGGAGGUGGCGUCUGUUUCUCUGGCCACCACGGUGAUUGAGAGAGAUGAGCUGGGACCGGAGGUGACUAAAUUAAACAGGUCGGCGCCGGUCCCCGUUGACGACCAUCUCUCGCCGGGCCAGAGAGCAGACGUGGCCUUGUUGCAGCGGCAGUUUGCCGACGUGUUCUCUCCCCUGCCGGGACGCACAAACCUCAUACACCACCACAUAGAAACUUCCCCGGGUGUGACAGUGCGUUCACGACCCUAUCGCCUGCCGGAACAUAAGAGGAAAACUGUUCAGGCAGAACUUCAGGCUAUGUUAGAGAUGGGAGUAAUAGAAGAGUCCAACAGUGACUGGUGUUGCCCCAUUGUUCUUGUUCGCAAGUCUGAUGGGUCAAUACGGUUCUGUGUGGACUACCGUAGAGUCAACGAGGUGUCCAAAUUCGAUGCCUAUCCAAUGCCCCGGGUCGACGAACUCCUGGAUCGGCUGGGCCCGGCUCGCUUUUUUACGACACUGGAUUUGACCAAGGGCUACUGGCAGAUUCCCUUGUCGCUAGAGUCCAGGGAAAAAACGGCCUUCUCCACUCCGUAUGGUUUGUACCAAUUUGUCACGCUUCCAUUUGGGUUGUUCGGGGCCCCAGCCACGUUCCAGCGCCUCAUGGACCGGGUGCUGCGGCCUCACUCUGCAUAUGCUGCGGCCUACUUGGAUGAUGUAAUUUUGUCAUUUUUAGUUCUGAUAUUAUUGCACUUGCAAGCUCAAAAACUGUAG
This is a messenger RNA of Solea senegalensis (Senegalese sole), 1470 nucleotides long. RefSeq lists its product as uncharacterized. Lineage: Eukaryota; Metazoa; Chordata; Actinopteri; Pleuronectiformes; Soleidae. The transcript has 3 exons. Bases 1 to 1470 code for a protein of 489 amino acids. Gene Ontology annotation, molecular function: nucleic acid binding; zinc ion binding. The record is from RefSeq and is a predicted model, not a curated record.